Xyrichtys novacula (pearly razorfish) is the source of this 34607-nucleotide messenger RNA. Lineage: Eukaryota; Metazoa; Chordata; Actinopteri; Labriformes; Labridae. The record is from the annotation of a GenBank genome assembly.
GAUAGCAGCUCUUCAGCCACCGCCAUAUUCUGAGUGAGUAUUUUGAUUCGUAUGUGCUGAAGAGAGGAAAAAGAGAAAAGAGAAGCUGUCUAGGGGAGGGGGGGCUACAGAUCAGGAGCUGUCAGAAAGCCUUUCUCGAGUCUCUGUCAGACGGAGGAGGUCCGCUCGGUUUCCCUCCCCUAACGCUGGUUGGAGUGCACAGCAGGCCCGGGGCCUCGGCUCAACUGCCUCUUCGUCUCCCUGGUAGCAGCUGGACCCCUUUCGGCUCUGCUACGAGCUCGGCGGUCCUCUGGAGGUCUGGUGGCGGUGUCGUGUGUUGUAGGCGGCCCGGGAGCGCAGAUUGAUCGGUGAGUUUCUUGUGUGAGUUCACUCGGUCUGUUAGCGGGGACAAACUGUGGUCAGGAUACAGGUUUAAAUGACUUAAUACGAGCCAAAAAAGUUAGUUAAACCUAAUGUGGGAGCGGUUGGCCUCAGUAUGUUGGGAAAAUAGAGAGUAAAGUUUUCAGAAAUGGAAAAGUUUUGUUGUCCACAGCUAAGCUAGCUGAGCUGAGUUGUCUGAAUCUGUCUUCCUGCUGAGUGAAAAAAAUCGGCCCUAGAUCCAAUAAAACACACUCUAUAACCACGGCACCGACUCUGCACUCAUAUUUCUGUCUUAAAUUAUUUAAAAAAAUAGUGUUUCUAUCGGAGCUGGACGGUGGCUGGCGCUACAUGUUUGCUAGCUCAUGUCAGGCUACUUUUUCCAUUGAGCUCUUUGAAACGACGCGAAUCAGCCGUGGAUGGAAAUGUUCAAUCAUCAAACUGUGGCUCAAUUAGUCUAUCAGCCCGACUAUUUGGCCUUUAACAAACUUUGAAAAAGAGCAGUUUAACAUGAACUAACUGCUACCAACAGCCAAGCCCCAGAUAUAUCAUGUACACAGUCUUUGUAGAAGUUUCUGUGGUGUCCUAGCAAGUAAGCUAGGCUCUGUGUUUCUACUCUGCUACCAGGGGCGCGUCCAAGACAGGCGGCCGGUGUGUGUGUGUUGGGGUGGGGGGUGGGGUGUACCUGCCUACUCUGAAAUCCUUCCGUAUGGUAAGCUACUUGCCUAGUCGAAGGUGGGACUUGGUUUUCAAAUAAUUCUUUGUAUUUCAAUGCAACACAAUUUCUGUAGUUGGUAUUUUUAAAAUGAUAAAGUUAUGAGGCAGAUUUAUUUCAUCAGGUGGGAUUGCAGGAAAGGAAUUGGUCUCCUUGAUUGGAACAGGGAGCUGUGAGAAACUGCUGGUUUGUCAGUAAAAACUUGUUUAUAUCAUUGUUUUUGUACCGAGCCCUUAAGGUGCCAGACAGAAAAAAAGCUGUGCACAUGCAUUGGAAAAAUGUGCACGCAAAUUAUUAUCCAUACCCACCAAUUUGCAUUUAUUUAUUUUUUGCUUUAUCUAUAUGUUUUACCUAGCCAUAGGAUACAGGGUUACCAACUGAAGCUGAGGCUAUUGACUUGGCUCACCCACCACAUACACAGUUGAAGCUGCCUUUCAUGACACCCAAUACCGGGUUAGAGCACUAACCUGAAGGAGUAUGGAGUAAAAUCCAGGCCAAAAGUUUUGUUAAUCUGAAAAAAAGAGUACAUAGAAAAAAUAAAAUUUGAAGCAGAACCAAAAAUAAGUGUGUGAAAGUUCUUUCAAGUUAAAGUUUUGAUGCAGCUCAGGAACUCUUUUGAUCAAAUCUUUUUUUUUUUUUUUUCAUUUUUCACUCUUAAAUACUUUUCUUGAAGGCAACAUAACCAGGGAAGGCCCUGAGUGUUCUUUGCUAUGCUGUCACUCAUAAUCCCACGCCCUUAACAGUCGAUGCCAUGUCCCCCACUUUAGAACAUGGGCAAAAGUUUGAAACUGAAAAAAUAUGAUCUGAAAGUGAAAAAAGUUUUGAAGUCUCAACCCAAAAACAUGUUUUAAAUCUAAAAAAGGAUCCUAGUCUAAAAAAAUUAAACCCACAACCAAAAAAAUAAGACUUAAAUUAAAAAAAAAAAAAUCUUUAAAAGUGAAAAAUGAAAAAAGUGUGAUCAAAAGAAUUCCUGAGCCAAACCAUAACUUUAAGUAAGUUUAAAAAAAACUUCCAUAGUCAUAUUUUUAUUUCGGUUUCAAAUUUAACUUUUUCAACCAUAAUUUUGUUUUUAUCAAAAUAACAUCCUUCGGUCUGGAUUUAGCUCUUGUAAAGGAGAGUGUCACACCAGCACUCAGGCGAUUUAUUUAUUUUUUUUCUUAAUACCGCUACAUUUAGAAUAACUUCUCCUUCUGCAUCUGAAAGUAUUUUCUUGCUCCUCCUCUCUCUUCAUUCCCCUGCAGUCUACAGGAAACACGUCCACACCUCCAGAUAUGGUGUCAUCAUUGGCUAUUCAUGGCAAAGAUUUAUGCGGAUUAGUGGCAAUUGGGAGCACUCUGUUACUUUACAAUCGUUUGGCAUUCAUGAACUAUCAUUAACUUACACACGUCUACAAUCAAAUCAGGGUUUUCCACUGUAUUUAUGACUUACGAGUAGUUUUUCAGUCGCAGAAACAUUUAACCAUUAAUUUACUAGCUUGCAUCAAAUUCAAAACUCUAAUCAUUACAGUCACCAAAACUGCUCCUGUUUACCUGGAAUCCCUCAUCUAGGCCUACACUCAUUCUCUCCCAUUGUACUCGGCCAGCUAAAGGCGCCUGAUGCUUCCAGUUUCAAACUCACAAACUGUAAUAAACACACAAUUAUUAAACAUGACAACAGAUUUCAGAGCAGCAUUAAUCAUGUAUCAACAUGACAUUGUUUAACAUUUGUAAUUGACUGGGAGCUAAAUCACUGUGGAGAUAAUUGACCAUAAUACACACCCCAAACAGUUAAAAUAACUCUGUGAACUCUGACUGUGGUACACAGACUCUCUCGAGUCUGUGACAGCUGUCUUACAUAAAGGACCUUCAGCAUUAUGGCUGGUGUUUGAGGUUUGAUCCCUGUAUUAGUCAGGGUUUGAAAAUCAUCACAGUUAGUUUAUGUCAGUAAAUAAUGAAGCUUCCUGUGUUGUAGUCAGAUUCCUUGUAUAUGCACCCAUGCUUGGCCAAUAAAGCUGAUUCUGGUUCUGAUAACUUUAUAACUGAGUAUACAUAAAUGUUUGAUGGUUUUCUGCAGCAAAGAGGAAACUCAUUCUGUGAUAACAUCAUCUCUAAUUACUGUACCUGGAUAGGUGUGAAGGGACCCAUAUAUUUAGGCCUAAUAUUAUGUAGAUGUUAAUUACUGUUUACUGUUAAAUCCAUUAGUGAAGGUGUUUCUGACACUGUUUUUCUGGUGUGACAAUAACUCACCACUGAGCAGGGAAAUCAUAAAGUGUAGGCAAGCCCCUCCCAAGUGGUUAAUGUCUGGUUAUAAACUCUAUUUGUAACCUAAUAUUAGAGAUGGGCACAAGUCACUUUUUACAAGUCCAAGUCAAGACUUGAGUCUUUGGCAAUGAGUCCAGCCAAGCCCUACAUAGUGUCUGUAAAUAACAACAAAAAACCCACUCUCCUCCAGCAACCGCUUAUUUGUGGGGGAGCUCUGACGAGUCAAUCACUGAGUGCAGCGAAUCAUUUCCUUGAAGUAAUAAUCCUCAUAAUAAUUGUUUUACCCUGCAGACAUGGUAGUUCUUCUGCCUUAGUGUCUCGGUCUGAUUGUAUUUCCAUGAAGUAAUAAUCAUAAAUGUUUUUCCUUGAGCUGCGAAACUCCACUGCAGUCGGUGAUCGAUUCGUUAGGGAUCCCCCACAAACAAGCAGCUGCUGGAAGAGAGUGGGUGAAUUGUGUUUAGUCUCUUUGUUAAAGAAACCAGGCAAAGCUAGAAAGAUGUUUGAUGGCUAGUACUAUGGCUGGGACCCUAUAUGUACUGUUGAUGUAGUUAGGUGCUGUUCCGAGCAUUAUUUGUGGCUAUAGAGUGGCUUUUUGGUUGAGCGCGUGGAGAGGUAGACCGCUGUGUAUAGUUAUACCAACUUUAGUUAAUAUACGAUAGCAAGAGGAGCAAGCAGUCGGCAACAUUCAUCUCUUGAAGGGGUGUCUAACUUGGUGUUAUGGUGUGAUUGACCCUAACUUAAAUUUACGCUGAUGUCCCUUAAAAUGAUAAGGGGUGUCUCCUUCAAAACUGAUUUUUUGAGAGGGACACUCCUUAGAUUAGAUCGCCAUCAACAACAUACACAGAGGUAAGGAGUGAGUGGUGAUUGUUCACUUAGAGAUUGUAGAAGUCUCAUAGGGGAUAAAACAAUGACUCAAUAAUAUACAGCUAAAACUUUGUUAUCCUUUAGUGGCCCUUCUAGUUUGAAUCUAUGUGUAGAAACACUUUGUCUUUGCAGCAGCAGGUGAUGUGAUAAGGCCGUUCAGCCACUAGAAUAAACACAUGACAGGAAGGAACAAUACUGAGCUCCUGAUGUUAUUGAGACAAAUACAAAAUAUUAAAAUUAUCCACAAGUCCAAAAGCUCAAGCCUGAGUGGUGCCUCAUAUUUUAGGGACAAGUCCCUCCCCCUGUUGUUGUUGUUGUUGUGCUUGUUGUUUAUGUUGUUGUUGCCAUUGUGGUAGAUUUUGUUGUUGCUUUUAUUGUUGCAGUUGUGCCAGUUUUUGUUCUUGUCUGUUGUUGGUUCUUUUUUAAUGUUCUUGUCGAUGGAUAUUUCUCCUGAGAGGCUGUACUCAGUCUUGGUUGGAAGUUAUUUCCCCGUAGUUGGUGUGACAGAAAGAGUGAGCUAUGAUGUUGCUGCUAUUCAGAGUGAUAAAUUUGUGCAAUUCUUCUCAUUGGUUGUUUUCUGACAGAUAAAAUCUCCAUGAUUCCAAACAAAUUAAACAUGUCUACAAAUGUUUGAUGAGCAGAAUUUGAUUUUCUGCUGCAGUGUGUGAUAUGGUUACUUAAACUGUUUGUGUUGAUCUGUGCAGAGUAACCUCUUUAUGUGUGUGAUGGAGCUGUGUUUCUCUGUCAGAUGUCAUGAAAGCUUAUUAGAGGUCAACCCCUUAUAGCUGAUAUAGAUUAUGAAAAAGCAUGUUAGCUGAUGGUCAACAGUGUUUCCCCUACCAUGUUAUAAGGGGUAUAAGUUAAUUGUAUUUCCUUUUAAUUUCCAUGUAGCACCAGAUUACAAUAGAAGUCAUUUAAGGACACCUUUCCUAUAGAAAAGGCCUAUACCUUGUCUUUUUAUUUAACAAACUAAAAUGCUUUAUGUUAUUUUGAUCAUAGUUACCUGAUAGCAUGUGAAUUCUGUCUCUGUAUGGUCACACAUUUACAAUUCUCCUCUGUUCUCCGUAUCAGAGUUUUGGCCUGAUGUGCACAUACACGUUAUUUUUAUUUUUUUAAAAUCAUAAUAACAAAUGAGAAAUUUUAAUGAUUUAAUUUCUGAUCAGGUCUCAAUCAGACCCUCUGUCGGGAUAAUAUAUGCCUGGAUAGUAAGCUGCAAUUUACUGCUUUUGUUGUCGUUUUCUACUAAAAUAACAGAAGUUCAUAAAUUAGUUAAAAGGUAUAUGCAGCUCAUGUCUUCUUACUUGGUCUUGUAAAAGUCACACAUCAUCUGAUUUACAUGCUCUGCUGUUAAAGGACGUGCAUGUCUUAAAGCAUGCAUCAAGGCAAUGCUGCUGUGACUUUCACACGACAGUUUGAGAUUAACAAUGUCGACACCAAGCUUUAAGAGCAAGGAUGAAAUGAUUAAACUUUAUGCUGCUCGCUACCUUUAUUUUUUCCCUUUAGUUAUUUCUGUUUUUUCAAAACCUUAGAUUACAACAUCAACUGAACUGGAUCACUUUCAGUUGGAGGUAGAGAAACUACUCUGUUGAGCAGUGAGACUGAACAGUGGCAUGAUGGGACAAACAUCAGCGCUCUCAGCUCAUCAGUGCUGCAAAAUGUACAGCAGUCAUAUCAAGCUCUAAAUCCACUUUACUGUCACAAACUCUGCUGUACAGCUCCAUAGUGUCGGACGUGAGUGUCGGGAUGGGUCCUCUCUGACAUGGCAGUCUAAGAUGGUGAAUUUAACCACCAUUUGAUAAUCUGUCAGGAUACUUGCCCUUUCUUUUUAGUCCACAGUUACUUGCUUCAAUGCAGCGGCCUUUUCCGCUGGCGCUCUUGUAAACGUGUCAUAAAUUGUUCCAUUUUCAGAUGUGGUAUUUAAUUGGUAGCAUUAAAUAAUGACAUUGGCCUUGUGAAGCCAAUGUGGAUAUGAUGCCAGUUACUAAAAAUGACAACAAUUAGUCCAGUUAAUUAGCCAAUCAGUUGGUCUUUUGAGACUUUACAUCAAUACUAACCAAUGCUGACUCUUUGUCAUAAGCUUGCCUCCAAUCAAUGUAAGGUAAUAUAGAGAGGUGACUAAAAGGAUUUUUAGUUUAUAUCACUGUGGAAAUCAGAAUUCAGCUCUCUGUGGUUUUUAUUAGAGCUGCUGUCUAAAGCCUAAAACCCACAGGAUGCGUGCUGGGUGCGUUUCGUCAGCGUCACAUGCUACGCAGUAAAUAAAUAUGUUCCCAUUUUAAUCAAUGCAGUAUCGCACACAGGAAGUGUCACAGCAUGUCUCAGUUCCUUCCUAGAAACAUCUCCAUGCACUGCUCUGCUAAAGACCUGCGCUGAGUUUAUUUUCAACGGUGCACACGCCGAGCAUGCGUCAAUCUCAACAGAGAACAUUGUUCUCGGCAGGAUGUCAAGCAUGGGAGAGGCGCGUGUCAUUCAGUAAAUUUCAAAAUAAGACACCGCAUGUGGACUCCUGACUGUAUUUCAGAUCAUAUAGAUGAGAAAUAUUUUCUAGUUAUGGAUUUAUCAAUAACACAGAACAACCUCAGGGCAAAUCCCUUAACCAUGUGGACCACAACAGGACUUUUAGCUGCUAACUCUGUCUGAAGGUAGCAGCACAGCAUAAAGGAAAAUAGUUGACUUUAAUUAUCUUGAGUAAACCUGAUAAAGUCCAAACUUUGAAAUUACAUUGCUUGUCUUAUCAAAGAGAAGAAAGCACAACGGUCACAGAAUAAUAUCCAAUUGCAAUAUGGCAAUUUAUACAAUUUUUUUCAACUGUUUAGCCAAUUUAGCAUUUUCCCAUUAUGUUUGUCUUAUUUACACAGUAUUUUAUUUUCAUGUGGCACAUCUUGCAAACCUUAUGUGUCAGGUCCAUCUCAUUUGUGCCGUGCUUGCAUUCCUAAUGUCCUUCCCCAGGUGCUGCCAUGUUUGUUGUACUUUCUCCUUUUCUCCUGCUCUAUGAUGUCACCUCAACUGACCUCACUGGACAAACAGUCAAUUUUAUUUUUCCAUUUCCAUUGACCUGAGUUCGUUUUAGCCAUUGAUUUAAUUAGAUUUUUAAAGCUAUAAUGAAAAUAAAAUAUUGCACAUGUUUACAUUAGAAAAAAUACAUCAGGAGUAAAACUGUAUGUACGAAAAGUCACUGCAUAGAUAAGUGAAUCUGAGAAUAUAGCAGGAGGGGGUUUACAGUGCUUCUAACAAUUUUAAACAUUAGUGUUUGUUAUGAUGUGGCUAUCACAGACCUCAGAAGUGACUCAAAGCCGAGCUGCUGAGCUGUUUCAGCUUAGUCAUGCUUGACUGUUUAUAAUUUUUAAUCUGCUGAGGUCUCAUCCUCUCCACAAACAGACAAUCUGAUCACCAGUGCUGAUCGUCCAGGUUCUGGAUAUGAUGUUCUUCAACCUUCACCUUCUACCUCCUUUCAGUCAGAAAGCUGGAGAUCCACGAACAGGCAGGGGCUGGUACAGGAAUCUGGCAGAAGCCUUAAAAAACUUAAACUGAAAAAACUGUAAUGAACUGUGAUGAACUAAAACAAAGCAAAUAAAACUUCAACUUCAAUGAACUAAAUGAUCUUUAAAAAAAACAAUUAUCUUUGUGUAACAAUUAACUUCAAUAAACUUGAACAAACUUAAACUUAAAAUUAAGUUGAAUUUAGUAUAAUAAACUUUGAUAAACAGUGAUUAACCAGAAUAAAGUCAAUUAAACUCAAAUCAACUUUUAUAAAUUGACUCUAAACUAAAAUGUGGUUUGCUUCUGCUCUUACAUACUCCUACUCCUACUGUCUGCAUUCAUCAAUAUGGCUGACAGGUACGGCCAUGUUUUAUGAUCAGGUGACUGUGCUGAGGUUUGCAGGCUGUUUCUGUUGAGUGCUCUGAAUCAGCUGAGUGAAUCUGCAGCCCUGUCAGAGGGUAAACUCAGCCCCUGUCUGCUUGUAAACAGUUCUGAUCUAACCUGUCAGACAGCAAAUCAGUCAUAAGCAGACUCGGCCUGUUCUGACUUGCAGUCAGUGCUAUAAUUCCUGACCAAUAAGCUGCCACAGUCGCCUGUUUAUAGGUGCAGAGCCCUAACAGAAACCAUGUGUGCUAAGGCUGGGCAAACAUGCUGCAAGAGAGCUUUGCAAGUCUACAGCUCCUCAUUGAGAGUUGGAGCUGUAAGAAACCAGGGCGCUCUGUGUGAAAGACAUCCAUUGUCCAGACUAGCAGGAUCAACUGACAGACGGACAUUGGGUGUUUGUUGAUAGACAGACUCUGGAUGUUAGUUGACAAAGAGCAGGCUCUGGGGCCUGUUGCACAAAACUAGUAUGAGGAAUUAAGUUGGGUUAUCUUGGUUGGGUCAAUUUAUCCGUGAUCCAGUUGCACUAAAGCAGGAUAGUGGAAAGCGGGAUAUGUUACGGCAUAAGUUACCAUGGAGAUUUACCCUGUGGAGCUAGACUGCUCCAGACCAGGCUUAGAUCCAGGAUCUAUUUAAUCUCAUCCCUCAUCUUAGUCAGCGGUCACCCCAAAUGGAAACCAAUAGUUAUGCCACUGCCAACUUCAAAAUGUUAUCACAUUCAACUAGACCCACUGUCCUUAUCUAAACAUUUGUGAUGUGAAGUUUUGAUAACUUUAGAGGUUCUUAACUUUUUUUAGGUACUAAACUUUCUGCAGUACCAGCUUCUGUCAAACCUGAGACCAUCGUGCAACAGAGUGCAGCGUUGACCUCUUCCUGCUCUGCUCUGUUCUCCUCUUGUAAGCCACGUGACCAAUCAAAUCGCAGCCUUUGUGGUUAGAAAAUCUCUUUUCAUCAUAUCACCAUAUUAUUGUAAAUGCAAAUAAUCGUUCAGCCUCACUACAGACUGUGGAUGCUUCUUGACAAACACUUUAUAUACUUGUUUACAGACAGAGAAUGGUUGCCUGUUGAUGGGGUGGCAGACUUGGGAUGCUUGUUGACAGACACUUGUUGCUUCUUGACUGACGGACCGACAUUAGAGGCUUGUUGACUGGCAGACUGAAUGAUUGUUGAAAAUCAGACUCAUGAUGCUAGAUGACAGACAGGCACUAGAUGGUUGUUGACAAACUUACUGACUGUAGAUGCUUGUUGACAGAUGUAGAGGCACUGGAUGCAUGUUGACAGGUGGGCAGACUCUAGAUGCUUGUAGAAAGACAUACUCUGUCUGCCUUUCCACUGACAGAUGCUGGAUGCUUGUUAACUGAACAACAGAUUAUGGAGGUGGGGUGACAGACAGACUUUGGAUGCUUGUUGACAGGUGGACAGACUCUGGAUGAAAUUUGACAGAGAGACACUAGAUUAAAUUUGACAGACAGACUUUUGAUGCUUGUUCACGGGUAGACAGACUCUGGAGGAAAUUUGACAGACAGACUCUGGAUGCAUCUUUAACAGAGUCUGACAGCCAUGCUUAAUGACAGAAACUCUAUGCUUGUUAACAGCAGACAAUGGCUACCUUUUGACAGAGUGACAGGCAGACUCUGGAUGCAUGUCAAAAGACAGACUCUGGAAGGUAGAUUAUAGACAGGCUUUUGAUGCUAAUUGACACACAGACUCUGUCCGAAAGCCUGUUUACAGAUAGACUCUGGGUGCUUGUAAGAAGACGGUCAGACAUUUAAUUCUUCUUAACAACAAAACUAUAUACACAGACUGACAGCGAUUGCUUGUUUACAGACAGACUGCUUGUUGAAAGAUAUUCACUUGAUGCUUGUUGUCUGGCACAGACUCUGGAUGCUUUUUGACAGACAGGCCAAAGCUGUGGAUGCGUGUGGAUGGACUGACUCUGGAUGUCUGCUGAUGAACUCUCACUGUCUAUUGACAGAGUCUAAAUGCUUCUUUGUAGACAGACUCUGGAUGCUUGUAAAAAGACUGUCAGACACUUGAUGCUUUUUGGCAACAAGACUAGAUGUUUGUGACGGAUGGACAGACAUUAGAUGCUUGUUGACAGACUUUGGAUGAAUUUUGACAGACAGUCUUUGGAUUCUUAUCUCCAGGCCCACUCUGGGUGCUUGGUGACAAACAAAAAGGCAAACUCUUGAUACUUCUUGAUAGACAGACACUGGAUGUUUGUUCAAAGUAUGUCUGCAAAUCGUUCUUGACAGAUUGAUUCUGGAUGCUAGAAUAUUCAGACUCUUGAUGCUUUUUUACAGACAGCCUGAAUCUCCAUGCUCGUGGACAGACAGACUGACAAUAAAUGUUUGUUAAAACACAGACUCUGGAUGCCGGUCUACAGACAGACAGACUCUGGCUGUUUGUAAGUAGACUGUGAAUUCUUGUUGACUGUUCUAACUGAAGUUGGAACACUAUUUUUUUUUCUUCGUUGUCUUACAGAUGCAUUUUUUCAGUCUAUGCACAUGCCGUAUAUACAGAUGUGUCUUUAGUUAGGGUACAGUCUGUAUGAGGUGUCUUUGCAGGUGACCAGUCUAGGUAUUAUCCAGAGUGUUUUUUUGGUGUUGGACACUCUUUCUGUCGUAAUAGUUCACAAAUCAAGCUGCUGUGUUGGCACACUGCUGUACCUCACCCAGCAGGUAGAGCAGUUUUUGCUCAUCGGUCAGGGAGUUGAAUUCUGUCUGGGUGUUGGUGAUCAGAGCGAAGUAUGUAUCUCUGAUGUCCUAGCACAGUUGGCAGCUGGUAAAGAAGAGUAGCUCUGUCUCCACCGCCUGCUGGGUGCAGUGAGUGCAGAGCAAGUCUACUUUAAGAAGCCGAGUCUAGCUGUGGUGUCCCCUCUCAAUGGCCAGGCUGUGCUCACUGAGUCUGUACGUAGUCAAAGAUUUCCUCAGUUUUGGAUCAGUCACAGCGCUCAGGUAUUCUGCCACUGUGAAAUCUCCAUUCAAGAGCAGAUAACACCCAGUUUACUCUGGUUCUUGGUUGAUUCUUUUUGUUGAGUUAGGUACUUUUCUUUUCAUUUGUUUUAUGAAUUGGUUCAGUCUAAAUGAGUGAAAGUUUGUGGCUGGAGUCCCAGGACUAGCUGUCUGGGGGGACAGCUCUCAACAGCCACCCUGGAGGUGAGGGUUGUGUUGUUGAGCGUAUCUGGCUUGCUUUAUUUUGAAUGGUUAAAAAACUUAAACGCUCUCUUUUAAAAUUUAUCAGGAAGUAAAAAUCAUCUUAAUUCUGAUCUGAAUUCAUCAUUUGGUGUCUUGUGUUGGACACGGAGGAUGGAUUUUCAGAAUUGUGCGUGCCUGAGUCUCAAUUUGGUGUUUGCCCCACUCGAGACGCCGAAGAGCUGGACAGUAAGUUACACAUAAUUUGUCCUCGGGGUCAAAUAUCUGAAAGGCACAUGAUUUCGUUGCACCCUUUUUGGGGGAUACAGCAUGACCAUGCAUGCUGAUUAAUAGGUACUCGAGUUAUGAUACUUGCAAAAUAUGUGACUGUGAAUAUGAGGUUUGUCUGCAACAAGCAGUAGAUGACACCAGGGCUGGAGGGCUUUCACCACAUCCUCUGCAACAGUAAUGCCAGCCUCUGUCAAGGUGCAGAGAUCACUUUCCUCUCUGCACUUAAGGUGACAACAAAGCUGCUGAGAUGGCUGGAGUGCUCUAGCAUUGCCAGUGCUAGGGACGGAUGAUAUGGGCAAAAGAUUUUAUCACAAGAAGAUCUGCCAUUCUGGUGAUAACGAUAAAAGUCCCGAUAAAAAAUAUUACAAUUCCAAUCUAUAUUUUUGACUAAUUUUGCCUUGAGAACAGCAGUUGGAAUAGUCAAAUAAGAUACUUAACCACAAGUACAAGUAGUAGGCUAUGGAGAAAACUAAAGACAUCAAACAAGUCUGAAAUGUGAAAAUAUUUUCAACAUGUGUUAAAACUCUUUUUGCACAGAGUGAACAGAAGCAGCAGAUCCACAGUCAAAUGUCAGGCAUACCUGAUUUCACUCAUCUAAACCCCAGUCUUGAAGGAAAUCCCUCAUGUGGAGCCUCGUUCAGUAGCGAGCUGCUCAGAAACGUCUUCUUCGCCACCUUCACCAUGUUUGUUUGUUAUUCUGAUCUGUGUGGGCUACAGCUGCGAGUCUGUCGCUCGCGCUUACGUCGUCAACUUGCAUUUAUCGCGUUUAUCAUGAGAUGGCAAGUAUUUAUCAUGGAGGAUUAUUCUGACGAUAUACGGUGAAUGAUAAUUUAUCGCCCAUCCUUAUCCAGUGUUCUAUCCCAUCUGCUCACUACGUCAGUCGUGAUGUGAGGCAAGUCCAGCUGUGGACUGGGAUAGAUAGAUUUUCAGGACUUUAUGAAUUAAUAUCUUAUCAUUAAAGUGAGAAUCAUUUUCAAUCAAACUAUUGAUUUUUAUGACACAGCUCUAGUAUAUAAUGCAUGCUUUAACUUUUACACACUCCCUCUCCCUCAAUUCAAACUAUUCAAUUCUCAUACAAUUUCAAAUGUCUACCGCUCUGGCUCUGUUUUUCUGUUUUUUUCUGUUUAAGUAAAUACUUAAAAAAGGGAGUUUUUUGUAGAUGUGCUCCUUGUGUAUCAUAUCACAAUGCUAGUAGUAUUGAUUAUUUGAAAUCUCUGAGGAAUAUCAUCAUAAUGUUCACAGUCGCCUUCCAUACAAAAUUUCAUAGUGUGAAUCUUCUGCCUCUCAGAGAUUGUAGGACCAGAAUCAGCAGAACAAAUGUGACGAUGUAUAUAAAUCGUCUCUUCACUACGUUAAACUCUAGAAAACCAGAUUGAACCUUCAUAUUGAUGAAUGUGUACUUUAAAGUCAGCGCUGUGGCUGCAGGAACCUUGGCUGUCCAUCAGAUUAAAGACAGGAAGUGGAACCUCAUAUCUCUGAGGUGGUUAAGUCCACCUCCCUCUUCUCUCCCCCUCUCCCACCCUGCAUGCUGCCCUUUGGCCUCCCAAACCCACUACCCUGCUUCAGCUCCUAGUUGAGGAUGUCAUAAUAGACCCACUCAGCUGUGCUAUCCCACAGAGGAAUGUGCUGUUGGAGUUCUGCUGUGUGUGUGUGUGUGCGUGUGUGUGUGUGUGUGUGUGUGUGUGUGUGUGUGUGUGUGUGUGUGUGUGUGUGUGUGUGUGUGUGUGUGUGUGUGUGUGUGUGUGUGUGUGUGCGUGUGUGUGUGGGGGGCAACCUCCAGGGCACACCUGUUGUUGUCAGUCUGAGCAGAAUCAGCUCUGUGUCCCACCCUCCCAUCAUUUGCAGGCACCUUAUUACCCGGCCAACAAGGGCUGAUGGGAAAUUUGCAAUCAUCAUAUUAAUUUACCUCAUCCUGUUCCUACGGUGCCCACAUAGAGAUCAGCCUGAGGUGGAGAAAAACUCACAUUCAUGAAUACUUGGACUGAAAUUGAUAUCAGGAGGAUUAUUAGAAAUAACAUCUGCAUCACCCGCAUUCAUGCAACCUAGAACCUCUUUAAACAUUAAAAGCUUUAAAAAAAAAAACAAUAACUGGGAAAAUAAUGGUUAGCCUACUUUUUUUAGACGAAAGCAUUUCUGCCUAAUUUGAUGGUUUUCUUUUUUUUUAUCAUCUUAGAGUAUGCAUCAAAAACACUAGACCAAAAAGUGGUCAGUUGAGGACAGGACCGAAACAUGUGGCAUGUGACAGCGAGGGCAUGUGGGGUCUGCAUUAAGGUUUAUGCUUGCCAGCCUAACCCUGGUAAGGUGUACUCUCAGAAUAGUGUUGGGCGGUAUUAUGGUAUAUACCGUUUGACGGUAUUACAGUGUUGACUGGUAGAAAUUUUCCUGUACCGUUUAUACCGGAGAGAGAGAGCAGAGGUCUGCUGCAUCUCUAAGUCAGUGUGUAGCUGUCUGCGCUCACUACCAGGAAAGCUGGAGCGUGUCCGUUUGGGUGCAUUUCCGUAUAUUCACCAGUGUGUCAUGCAGUUAGUUAGCUGGUCAGGUUUGGGUGCGCUCCCCAUAGUCACCAGCAUGUCCAGCAAACUGCUUGGCAUAGUUUUGACGAAGAAGAAACAGCUUCACUGACAGCGGUCAUCAUGGUGGACGUGGUGAGUUAGUGGCAGUGCCGAGCAAACGGAGGCAGCCUGACCCACCCAACAUGAUCCCGAAAAAAGAUAACCGUGUGAAUUUUUUUCUCUUCAUUUCUGCCAAAAACUUUUUGUCGGGCGGUGUAGUCAGCACAGUGCAGUGAAUAUUGAUUUCAAUUAAACUAUGAAAACUUUGUAAAUAUGAAAACUAUGAAAUUUUCAAUUGCUUUGGCUCAGUCCUACAUUAACACAGUUAACAAGCUUAACUGUCUUCACCUUGUACACAAAACUAACUGGGUAUUACUCUGUAGGCUUGUUGGAUUGACGUCAUGUCAUAAAACAGAAAUCCUCCUUUAAUUCACACAUACUAGUAGAAUUUUGGUCUGAAAACUUCAUAUUGCAUUUACUGCAUUUUUUUUUCCCCAAAACUUGUAAGAGGCAAGAAGUCUUGUUUUGAGAUGGUUCAGAAGAUGACAAACGAUUCAUCCAUGGUUUAUCUCUUUGGUUGUUUUUAUGCAUCAUCCCUUGCAUUUUCUAUUGGCAUCUUAGUUUCUACCACCACACACGCACAGACGUGGCAGCAGGGCGAGAGGGGACCAAAAUAAAAAUAUUAAAACAAGCAUAAGACCAUCCUUUCCUUGCCUUUCCUUUGGGACAUCCUUUAGAUAUGAUGGCUUCUUCAGCUGAUCACUGCUGACUCAAAUGUCACUGAGCUUCAAAAGCUAUUUUUUGUGUUGGCUCAUAUUUAUUAUUAUAUUAAAUAUUUAUUGAAUAUAAACUCAAAGCAAUUUUUAUUUUUAGUCACAGGACCAUUUUACAAUAACUGCAUCAUUAUUCGAUCAUUGAUAAAUGAUGACAAUUAAAAUGAAGUUUUUUCUGCUAACAGACAGAUUCUUAAUCGCAUGUAUUUUAAUAUUUUCAAGAUGAAAAUUAAGCCGUAGACAUUAGCACCAUGACAAUAGAUGGGGUUCCCUUUACAGCAAAUAAAAACAUAAAUAAGUCAUCAGACUCAUUAAUUACUCAUUAUACAAAUUAAUUUAUAUGUUGUCUUAAAGUUUUCAGUUAAAAUGUUCCAAAGUGAUGUACGUUAAAAUAUGGAGGGAGAUUGUUUUAUUAUUUGCAUUUGUUUGUGGUGCUUCUCUGCCAUCUACUGGCCAUUGUCAGAAAUUGUCUUAGUCACGUGUAGCUCUGUAUCUUAAAGAGUUCAUGUUCUUACUAUAUAGUUUUCUGAAAUAUUUUAACCAUCGAGACCGUGUUGAAAGUUACAUACGUAAACAUUUUCGGACACUUGAAAUUGUAAUAUUUAUGUUGAAUAUAAAACUUGUUUUAUAUUUUGGAUGAUGUGUGCUCUGCCAGGACCACAGAAAUUUAGAAACUUUAGUAAUUAACUUUAGUUUUUAUACAGAGUGGAUUUGCCUUGUGAUACAGAAUAUGAGUAGAUAUAGAAAUGUUUACAUUUGUUAUCCUAUAAAGGGGUUGAUCAAUAGACUUGCACUGAUUUAGGUUAUUUUCUUGUAAUGUAACAGUUGAUUAAAAAAAGUAAAACAGGAGAAACUUCAGUUAAAAUUAAAAAAAAGUUAAGCCAUGUGUGUUUUUUGAAGAACUUUAAAAAAGGUAAUUGGCCGUCUGCCUCUGUACAAGCGUGAACAUAAGGAAGGGCAUAUGUUUCAUUGUUAGGUUUGAUGAUGUCUGAAAAUGUGUUGAAGAACUUGGGCUGUAGAUACCCUCAACCACCUCCAGCCAGCCUCCACCACCACUAGAAGAUAAAAAAAAAAUUUCUCUUGGAGAUGAAUAAUGUAUCUCUCUCUCUCUCUCUCUCUCUCUCUCUCCUCAGUCUAAUGAGUUUAAGCAGAUCUAACUGAGUCAUUAUAUUACAUUAAUGUUUGUAUUGUUUUUAUUUAUUUAUUUGUAAUGUGACAUGUUUGAUUCAGUCUGGUGAGUUCAUGCAGGUUUAAAAAAUGUUCUGGCAGUAAAUGAAUGUAUUAUUGUCUGUAUUUACUAGUGAAAGUCUCUCAGUCAACAUGCAGCUGAAAAAGCUAACAGAUUUAGCUCUCAGCUCAACCCUUGAUGAAGGCCCCUCCAGGAUCUUUGAGACACUCUUGUUGAAGAGCUGAUUCAGGUUUCCACUGAUGACUCUGUUACAGUUUAUCUCGAGUUCAGUACAGUCACCUGACCUGAUGGUCAGGAAUCACUGUGAUUCAGUCCCUCACAGCUUCUGUGAUGUCUCUAAGAGCUCUUUUGUUGAGACUGGUCCUCUCUGUGAAGUUUCCAUGCAGAGUUUAGUGUUCCUGCUCUGUAGUGGAGGCACCAUAUUGCUUGCACAGUCACUGGAUCAGAAUCAAAAGACAUGUAUGAAUCAGGUUGUGCUCUUGAGGAACAAGCAGCAGCCUAUAAAUGAGUAGCUCAGAAAGAAUGAGGGAUAGAUUUGACAGAGACCAAGACAGGGCCUUACACUACUGUUCGCUUUAAUUCAUCAAGCCUGACAGACACCACAUUGAGAGAUGAGAACACCAAAAUAGAAAUCAGCUCAGGUCUGAUCUACCAUCAGUCUGCGCAGUUGUACUCUUUUUAUUAUUAUUAUUGUACCAAACAAGGUGAGCUUCAUGUCUUGCUCCGAAGAGCAGGCUCCUGUUGUCAGCAGGAAAUGAAAACAGUUGGAGGUUAUUCAGCUGAUCUGCUCUGAGGAGGUAAGAAAGUUUCUCUGUUAUUGAAGCAGAUAGAGGAUGGUAACCAUCUAACUUUACAGUAAAUUAAAACUGCAGAGACUUGAAGCUGCACAGCUGAAGCUUAAAAUUGCAGAGACUAUAAGCUACAGAGCUGAGACUUAAUGCUACAGAGACUUAGAGCUGCAUGCAGAGCUGUGACUUUAAGCUGCAGAGACAUAAAACUGACGAGGCUUGAAGCAACAGAAACUUGAGGCAUCAGAGCUGUGACUUCAGGCUACAGAGACUGAAAGCUACAAAGACUUAAAAAUGCACCCUCAUAACUGCAGGGACGCAAAGUCCCUUUUUUUUUUUUUUUUACUGCUUAAAGUGUUCUCAGUGGUCUUCAAGUUGUGAUUUUGAAGUUUUUAGCCAAAAUCAUGUUACCUGUGUCAUUUUAAGAGCUUUUCUCCUGCAGAGCUCCAGUAGCUCAUCAGCAAUCCGCCUCUGAGUCGUGGGCAGAGACGGCGCUGCUCUGCACACUCCUCUUCAUGCUAGCUUGUAACCUAACAUUGCCGGUGUAGUAGAAGUGGCAGGUAACAUAGGAGCUGUUUAGCUCUCUAACACUAAUGUGUUUAGGGACAUGAUUAAAGUUAAGAUCAUAAUUAGUUUUCGUGCGAGCAUUGCAAUCCGCUAAUGCACACGCUUUUUCCACGAUCGUCUUCUCUACUUCUCUGAGCCUGGCUUGCAUUGUGGGGCUGUGGCGGGUGGCGUUUGGACUCUCACUGAAUCUGAACCUGCUGUUUGGGUCUGCCAGAGAUUGACAGCAAUCUAGAUGCAGAAAUACUCAGAAAUGCAAUUUCACACUUAUUUUUCUCAUGAUAUGUCCUGUUGCAUCAGAAAAAUGCCACAUGAACAUGCGGACAACAAGAAAAACAUGAUUUUCAUCAGAGUAGGUCUUUAAAGAUGCCAACUCCUAAAAACAGAAGAGCUGUGACUUAGCCUCUUUGUAUAACUCUAGUAAUUGUUUGAAGGCUCUAGUAGCAGCCUGGACUUCAGGUGCUGGGUUAAUGUUUCUUUGAAAGGCUCUUGUUGAUUGUUUGUCCUCAUGUUUCCUGUCUCUAACUAAUGUGGGCAUUUUAGGAGGGUUCAUAGAGAGAGGCUGAUUUGACCCCCAUACCAACCCUGCGGCUGGACUUUUCCUUUUUGAGUCCAGGAAACAAUUCUACCACACUAGUGACCUGCUCGUUGGUUUGCUGCCAAACUGUGAAUUUCCUUUCCCACAGCGUUUGUGCGGUUGAACAAUGAACUGCUGCUCUGUGCAGGAACAGCUGCUUUUAGCAUGUAUGCUAGCCCUGCAGGUCAAACUGAUCAUGUUUAUGGUCUGCAGCAGUGCUUACAGUUGAACACUGCAAAGGCUUCAUUUUCAGCAGAUUUAACCUGCAGAGGGGACGUGGACAGUAAUUCACUUCAUUGUAAUAUGAAAUCCACCUCCUCUGCUCUGAAUUCAGGUACUCUCUUUGCUGAUCAUCACACUUUUGUGGGGGAAGUAAAACCAAACAGCAGAUUUUGUUGACAUGGUGUCUGAGAUUUCUCAACUGGUACCAGCGGGUCACACAGAAAAUAACCAGGUCAUGUUCAUGAGUUGAUGUGUUGUCAGUUCUUAUGCUUUAGCAGUGUAAUAUCUGAGCAUUGAAACAUUUUCUUUUCCUUUGGCCUGAGUCCACAAACAAUGUUUUUUGCACUGGCAGCUCUCAGAAUCUGACGUUUGUCCCAUCAGAAUGUUUUUUUUUCUCCUCCAGCUGUCCAAUGAUCAUUGCUCUUUGGGAAUUAAUAACCACAUGCGACUUUGAAUAAUCAAAGUGACUUUGGUAACUCUGAAAAUGACCCAUCUGUGCAGACCCUGGUACUCCUCCUGUGAUCACCCUCUUAAGGGUGUUUGCAGGGCUGAUUUCUGUCCUCUCACCUCUGACAUUCACAUCCUCAGACCCAGCAACAUCUCCUGUAGCUCCUGUACUCUCUCUGUCUGUCCCGUUGGUUUCCUGUCAGUCUGUUUUCAUGUACAAAGAAACUGAUGUUCUGAUGUUUGUGUUUCCUCUGUUUUUCAAUCAGACCAUGUUCAGGUUGACGGCAGUUUGCUGCCUCUACUGACGCCCAGCAACCUGAAGAAGACGAGUCCUCACCUGGCAACAGACGAAUGGCCCAGGGAAGCCACCAGAUUGACAUUCAGGUUUUACACGACCUGCGCCAGAAGUUCCCUGAAGUCCCAGAGGGUGUGGUCUCCCAGUGUGUGUUACAGGUGAGACUGCGUUACAGUUAAUACUGGGCUAUGAGGCGAUUAAUUAGAUAUUAAUUGUGAUUACACUUUUGGGCCCCCCAAUCAUAUUGUGAUGAUAUUGUGCUGCCUUUCUGUGUUGCCCCAAUGUCCUUUACAUCAUUACAGCACUCAAUAUCAUUAAGUGACAUUAAGUGAUAUAGCAGAGUUUGGUCAUUUUCCUGUGCACAGCACCAAAGUUUUUAGAUUCUAUACCUGAAAUGAAGUGUCCUUCUGUCUUUUGGUAGAUAGUGUUAAUUUUUUUUUGGUGAUCUUAAGAUUAUUCUUUAUAUCUGUUCAUCUCUAAACACUAAAACAUACAGGAUCCGUAUUGAGCGCAUUAUGUCAGCGUUGCGUAUCAUGCAUCAUGCCACUCUAAUCAAUGCAGCAUCGCACUUAGGACAGGCAUCAGAUCCUACACAGCUCCGCAUCAGAAUCGUAUCAAGUGCAGCACUGCUAAAGACACACACCGAGUCUAUUUUCUUUGCUCAAUGCUUCCAAAAGGCGUCAAUCUACACAGAGAAGAUCGUUCCAGACAGGAUGUCGUGCACCGCGUAUGUCAUUCGGUAUUUCAAAAUAAAACCAAAUGCGGGCUCCCGACUGUGUAUCAGUUUGUGUAGAUGAGAAAUACUUCCUGGUUAUGGAUUUAUCAGUAAAACAGAACAAUCCGACGGUCAAUACCUGAUCCAUGUGGACCCCAACAGGACUUUUAACUGCUAACUCUGUCUGAAGGUAACAGCACAGCAUAAAGGAACAUAGUUUACUUUAUUAAACACGAGUCAACUUGCAAAAAAUGAAACUUUCAAAUCAUGUUGCUUUUUUACAUACAGUAAAGGUUCAACAGUCACUGAAUUAUAUCCAAAUUAGCAGGAAAUCGACCACAGAAUGGAAAAACAACCUGAUGUGAGCAUGUUGUUUCCUCUAUACUGAGCCCAGUUGACCAGGGCUACACUACGCUGCUGCUACGCUCCAAAUACGCAUCCUGUGGGCGAUGAUGACGGAGCACGCUCAGUACGGAUCCUUUAUUUUUUCAGCUGAGGGCUACCCUUACGGUCGUACUCUGAAUAAUAUAGACUCUGUUUCACACAUGCUGAGGAGAGGCAAAGGUCUUUCACAGCCGUCAGCAAUAUGAUAUUUUUUACCACACACGGAUGAAUGUCACUAACAGUAAACCCUUAGCAUGGUCAAGACAGACUCCGCUUUGAAGCUGUUCAGAUACGAGACACUGCAAACUCUCCCAGAUUCACUUUGAUUCUCUUUUCUCUUUUCAGAACAACAACAACUUGGACGCCUGCUGUGAGUACCUGUCCAAGGUGAGUCCGGGUUACCCGUACACUGAAGAAGGGAACCUCAGCUUUUCUGACGACCCCAGCUACGCUCAGCUGCGUAAUCACAUGACCCAGCUGAACCUGGGCCUGCAGUCUCAGAAUGUGCACGUGGCCCCGGCUCGAGGCAGCGUGAGGAUGAACGGCAGUCGGACUCUCGCACACAGUCUGAGUGACGGGCCCCUGCCGACCAGCCCUGCCCCAGACAGCAACUUCUUCCAGCAGGAGCCGCAGUCAGCUCCUGUGCAGGUGCCUUCCAACCUCAAUGUCUUUGGCGUGAUGGAGCCCACUCGCAGACCCCAGCCUCCACAGCACCUUGGACUGUACCCUCUGGGCAUCAAAGGGCAGGCGCCACGCUUCAACCCCAUCACUGUGACAUUGGCCCCCAACAUCCAGACCGGCCGCAACACCCCAACGUCUUUGCACAUACACGGCGGGCCACAGUCGGGCCACAGCAGCCCUCAGGGGAACUCCAUCUAUAUCAGGCCCUAUGUCAGCCAGUCUGGUACCAGCCGGCAGAACCAGCAGCAGGGUAGCCGGGCCCAGUACAGCCCCACCUCCCAGCCCCAGCAGCAGAUCUACCAGAUCUCACACCCGCCCUGCCUGUCCAGCUCCUGGUCCGGCCCCCAGCAUGCCUCCUCUUCACAUACCUCACAGACCCAGGGUCACCAGACCUCCCACGUUUAUAUGCCCAUCAGCUCCCCUACAAACCCCCAGGCCCCCUCCAUCCUCCCAACUGGAAGCCAAGCCAGCUCCUCUGGCAUCUCCUCCUGUACCUCCUCGUCUUCGGCCUCCUCCAUCAUGCCCUCGGCUUUGUCCGGCAUCAGUCAGUACAACAUCCAGAACAUCUCCACCGGCCCUCGCAAGAACCAGAUUGAGAUCAAACUCGAAUCUCCUCAGAGGAACAACUCCACGACCACAACGGCCACGUUGCGGACCAGCAGUGGGCCCCGCUCCUCCUCCACAUCCUCCUCCUGCCCGUCCUCCUCGACUUCCACCGGAGUGGUCCCAGUCCCCACCACUCCUCUCUCUAUUGGAGGCCCAGGCCUGAGCCGCAGCCAACCCACCGUUUACAUCUCCCCUAGCCCACCCACUGCUGCUACUGCGCCCUCUGAGGAGGCCGCCAUAACCUCAGUCGGCUCCCGUUCCCAGCAAAAGUUUUACAUUUCUGCAAACACCUCUGGAGACGACGGCGGGGGCAGGAACCCUCCCACAGUCUACAUCUCAGCCAACCCUCCCCUGCAGGGGCCCUCGGGGGGCCGAAACACGGGGGCACAGGUCAGCAUGGGCCCUGCCUACAUCCACCACCACCCUCCCAAGUCUCGCUCUUCUGUGGGUGGGGCGAGCACGGCGUUGUCCCCGCGUGUGGUGGUGACUCAGCCAAAUACCAAAUAUACUUUUAAAAUCACAGUGUCCCCCAAUAAGCCCCCCGCCGUGUCCCCUGGAGUGGUGUCCCCCACGUUUGAGCCCAACAAUCUCCUUAGCCUGCCCUCAGACCACCACUACGUGGAGCCAGACCCCCUGCACCUCUCAGACCCGCUGUCCCCACACCACGAGAGGCAAAGCGAGCCCCGCAGGCUCAGUAUGGGCACCGACGAUGCUGCCUACACGCAAGGUGAGUGACCCCAGAACCUAGCUGCACAGGUUCCCCUUACCUACAAGUUUAAAGACCCCCAAACCACACAUGUACAAGUAUUCCCUCUCAACCUGUAAGGUGAGAGACCCCAGAACCACUCUUCCACAGGUAAUCCCCUUUACUUUCAAGGUGUGGGUCCCCAGAACCACAACUGUACAGGUGAGUGACCCCAGUACCACACCUGUAAAGGUAAUGAUCUCUGAACUGACAGGUCCACUCUGCUAACAUGAUGAGUGAGCUGAGAACAUUACCUGUAGAAGUGAUCAUCUCUUUGGUGGUUUUAAGAAAAUAUGGGCAAUGAAAAUGGUUUUGUAGCUACAAUUUUCGUACUACAUAUAGGGCUGGGCGAUAAAACCGAUAACAUGAUCAAUAUGCUUUUUGUUAGUCAGCAUUCUGCCAUGUUUUGUUAGACUAUACAAAUAGCCAAUGAAAAGGGGAGUUGCUCUGGGUUGGCUGAACCAAUCAUGUGCUGAAUUAGAACCAAGUAGCAAACAACUGUGUAGUAGCAGGCUGCAGCUUCACGCAACCAUAGCACUUUAGCACGUGAAGCCGACAGCACUGUCGGUGAGAAAAAAAAAGAAAUGAGUGCUACCCCUCGCAGAAAUGCAGAUGAAGGCUCAACAGAUGAUGACAUUGUCGACGACACUGGCACGAAACAUGGGUGGUGUGGAGGUAUUUUGUUUUUGAGGUCGGACAUGAAGCAGAGUAAUGUGCACUGCAAAUUAUGUUGAGUACAUGUUACAUUUCAUUUAAGAGUAAUAGAGCACAUUUGAGAUUGUUUUUUUCAUAUCGUGAUACAUAUCAAUAUCGACUGAUAUGAAAAAAAUAUAUUGUGAUAAACUUUUUCCCUUAUUGCCCAGCCGUACCUACACAUGUCGGUGAGCACACUUGACCUGUCACACACUUGAAAGCUGUCAAACAAUAUUCUGCUCUGAUCAAACUUAGAUUCCUUUUGAGUCACACAUGCCCACAGGCCGUAAUACUGUCUGGACAGAGGAGGACUGAAGGGAAAGUAGGAAAACCAGAGAAGCAACAUGUGUGGACACUUGAUAUCAUCCUUUAUGGCAACAGUAACAGACAAACCAGCCCCAAUAUGAGUAUCACUUCAUGAUUAAGUGCAGUAGUGAUUCAAAUUUAAAUGAAACUUUUUAAGAGCACCAGAGUUAAAUGACAGAGAAAAUCAUCCUUUAAAGAGACACUGAGGAGUGCCUUGAAACAGACUGCAAACAAACAAAAGCAUGUGAUGAGCUUGGAUAAAGAAAUGUUUGGUGUAAAAAUCAACAACAAAAUACCGUGUUCAACUUUUGUACAAAAGCCUUUAGAUAUAAAGGCUUUCGGAACUUCGGAUGGAUCCAAAGAUGGAUGUGCUCAGACUGGGACCUCUUAGAAGUAGGGUUCGGCAUGGUUUCACUUUUAAUGAUUUCGGUUCUGUUUCUGAAAUUAUGGCUGCCAGUCGGCCAUUGUCACAUACUGUAUUUGACAACAGUAUGCGGAAGGCAGUUUCAAAGUUUUUCACACACAUCGAGGUAAGCAUGCAAGGUUAACCUGAGCAAAAAAGGGUGUAGGUAUGUCCAUUGGUUUUGGACUCACAUCUUGUGGAGUUAAGUACAUUUCCUGCUGCCACUGGAGGGUGCCAUGAUAAAGUUGAAGUAUUGCCAUACAAAUUUGUUUACUACUUGACUUUUCAAUAUGUGUGGUGCAUUUGGAUCAGGUUCAAGUAUGCAUGGCUGAGCUAAAAACUAAUUAUUUUUUAAUGGUGAAACCUAUCUAGCGGUUGACACAAUCAAAAGCUUUCAGCAACUUUAAUCUUCAAAGUGUGGGAGUUGUGAUGCAGGGGAAAGUGAUGGCAGCCCAGGACUUCAGCUCUCAUUCACUUUGGGUUAAUUUCCUUCAUUAAUCCUCAAAAAUGUUUGGAUAUCAAAUUAUAUUACACACAGGUUAAGUGAAACCAAAAUUUGUCUGAAGAAUAUAAAACUUAAUAGACGCCAUGCAACAAAAAAAUUACAAUUAUUCAAACUCAGCUCCACAUGCCAAGAGACGAGGCAGCAACAGUUAGUAAAGACACAGCAACAAGGAAGUCCAUGGAUUGCUUCACAGAGAUGGCUCAGACUAAAACUUCUGGGGGACACUGCAGACCUGAAAGAAAUCUGCCAAACUAUGUGUUUGGUCGAUACAAAGCUAACGUCCCUCAUUAUUUGUAUUACUAAAGUGAAAAAGGGGAGUAAGUAAGCUCAAGGACAAGCAAGCUAGCAAGAAAAUUAAUUUUUUAGUGACCAAAACAGACACACAGUAUGUCUGAUGGACAGGCUGGCUUCAGCUGAAGAUAGUGCUAGAUGCAAUUACCUUUGAUUUGAUGGGAUACUGGAGUGGAGAAAAACGGCAUGAGUGCUUUCUUGAGCAAAUUCAUCUCAGCACCUCCACCUCUGGGCAUUAAUCCUCCUCUAGGUUGAAAUUGACCAUGCACACGGGAUUGGAAUAUGCUGGGCAGGAGACAAGACAAGAACACAAGAAGAAAAGGAGGAUCAGAAAAAAAUGCAUAAUACCUCCUCUUGAAUUUUAUUUGAAGAUUUCGUGCCCACAAACUACGAACAGAGUCCUUAAUGCUUAAUUGAGGUAUAAAUUUACUUACAUGGUUUAUUUACUUUGAAGGUUUUCAGAUUGGGAUUAUGACUUGUUUUUUAUGUGAUUUCAUUCUUUAAUAUCAUGACUUUGUUCUUGUACAUAUGUGACUUUUUUCUUAACUUAUAUCGUCAAUCUUUGAUGUUUGUGAUUUUAUUCUGGUCAAUUUUCAACUAGUACCUUGUUACUUAAAAGUUUUAAUAUCUUGACAUUUGCUCUGAAGUUGAGAUAGAUGGCAAGAAUAUAGUGAUGGCAGUCACUACAUACACCCCCUGUCCCACUGUUGAAUCUGCUCUGGAUUAAAACAUCUUGCCAUAUACUGAACAUAAUACAUACUGUUACACCUUUCAAACUUGGAAAAACUUAAAGGGAUAUUCUGGCGUAAAAUUAAGUUAGGGUCAAACACACCAUAACACAGAGUUAGACACCCCCUCCAGAGGUGAAUGUGGCUGACUGUUUGCUUCUCUAGUUAAACCAACUUUAGUAACAACCGCAUGAUAGUAAUACACAGCGGCCUACGUCUCCACAGCCACUCUAUAGCCACAAAUAAUGCUCAGAACAGCACCUAACUUCAUCAACAGUACAUAUAGGGUCCCAGCAUUAGUACUAGCCAUCGAACAUCUUUUUAGCUUUGCCUAAUUUCUUUAGCAAAGAGACCAAACACAACUCACCUACUCUCCUCCAGCAGCCGCUUGGUUGUGGGGGAGCCCUGACGAGUCGAUCACCGAGUGCAGCGGAGUUUCGCAGGUCAAGGAAGAACAUUUGUGAUCAUUACUUCAUGGAAAUGCGAUCAGACUAAGACGCUAAGGCAGAAGAACUGCAGUGCAAACUGAUUCAUAUGAUGAUUGUUAAUUUUACGCCGGAAUAUCCCUUUAAACCUGGAACCACCAGCAUCAUUUUUAUAUGUACUGAACUUGCCCUGUAAAUAUUGUGUGUUAGUGCUCACUGUUUCUGCAAGCUAAGCUGGGUUAAGCUUCUUCAGUAACUGGUACAGAUGUGGAUGUCAACCUGUAAAGAGGACUGAGGGCUUGUGUAGCAGCUCUGACUGUAACGACACUCAUCAAACCUUUUUGAUAUUAUGUACCUGCAGACUGUUCUGUCAGAUAGUUGUCAGAACUCAAACUGACCUGCAUCAUCUUCAGAAACUGCUAACUCAGUCCAGCCAGGGCAACUUUAGUCGAAGAUCAUUGCUAUUUCAUGCAGUAAGUCAUAUUUGGUGGUAUGUCUCUGUUCUGAGAGCUUCCUUCCCCUACACAUGCGUAUUUGAAACUUUUAUGUGAUGCUGUCCUCUCUCUCAUUGUACAGUUCUUUAAAUCCCCAAAAGCACGAGGCUUAUAGAAAGUGCUGAGUUGAUCCAGAGCUGCUGUUUCCAUACAACAACAACAGGCACCAGCUCAGCCUCAUUUGAAGCCAGAACGCCUCCAUCCUCAGAUGUUCUCAGUAACAUCAUGUUUUUGUCUUCAGAUAUUUACAGGGAGAUGAUGACGGCUCUAUAGGUUGAGCCGUCAUCCAGUGUGCUGGGUUUUUCACUGUGAGUCGUAAAGACGGGGUGGGUCAUGGGAGGUGUUGAAACCUGUCAAGAGAUACAGGAGUGAUGUUGAAUUAUGAGAAACACGCUGCAGCAGGUCCUGUGCUCAGUGUUAGCCUGCAGCACGUUCCUUAUGGGAUUAUUCUGCUGUUUGUGUCAACAGAUACAUGCAGCACAGAGAGCAGGAUGUCCGAUUUAAACAUGCAGCGAUGAAGAUUAAACUGGUUUGACUAGUGUCUGCAGAGACUAGUUAGUGUCAGAGCCAAAAAUCACUCCCCUGAUUUUAUUUCCGUGUUUGAAGGUUAUUCAUUUACUUUCUUUCUCUUUGUUUGUGUGUUUGUGCUGUGUCCAGCACUGUUGGUCCAUCAGAAGGCCCGCAUGGACCGGCUGUGGCAUGAGCUGGAGCUAAAAAAGAAGAAGCUGGAGAAGCUAAAAGAGGAAGUGAAUGAGAUGGAGAACGACCUGACGAGGAGACGGCUGGAGAGAUCUAGUUCUGUCUCCCAGAUCCCCUCAGUGAGUUAUACACAGGAAGACAAAUGCACACAUUUAUUAUCAUUAUUAUACCAAUAUGUUACCAUCUACUUCAUUCAUGGUCAUAUGUCAGAGUGGGUUUGACUCAUAACAUACAGAUGUGUUAUUAACCAUUACAGUUACUGACAAUCAUUUAUAACAUAUAAACAGUCAGGUAAGCUUCAUUUAUAAGAUAUUACAGUCAGAUUCACUGAUGAGUUGAUAUGUUGCUGUGAACUUCAUUUCUAAAGUAUUAUUCUGUUACAGUGAAGACAAUGCAGUCAUUUGAAACAUGUAUUUAUCGCCAUGAAGUCUCUUUUUCAUGUUAAAGCUGAACAGGUCAAGCUUAUGAAAGCUCAAGUCUUAAUGGUCUCUGUAUGUGGGGCGCUUAAACCACCCAGCCUCUGUUAUCCCCUGCUCCAUUAUCAUUUGAUGUUUUUUAGCUGAAGGAGGCUAAAUUAUCUUCUGAAACAGAGAGGUCACAUAAAUAAUGUUUUGAUUCAUCACUUUAUCACUGACACACUGACAGCACUAGUUUGUAUUAGGGGUGGGAGAAAAAAUCGAUACAGCAUAGUAUUGUGAUAUUUUGUCUGGUGAUAUAUCAUAUCGUCUCAUUUACCAAGUGUCGAUUUUUUCAUAUUAACUGUUACUAUGAAGUCAAAUCUAUGAUAAUGGAAAAUUAAAAUCAACUGUUUGUCCAGUGAGGUUGGUAGAGGUGACAUCAUAGAGCAGGAGAAAGUUACUAAAACAAAUAUAGCAGCACCUGAGGAAAGUCAAGUCAAUAUUUAUUUAUAAAGCACCUUUAAAAGACAGCAGUCAAACAAAGUGCUGUACAUGGAUAAAUAAAAGAAGUAAAUAAAUAGAUGGAUAAUAAAAAAUCAAAUUAAAACAGUAUAAUAAAAUACAGACAGUAAAAGAAUAAAAGCUACAGUGUCUCUGAUUCCUGUGUGCUCAUUUAUCAAAAGCAAGGGAGAAAAGGUGGGUCUUUAAAGAUGAUUUAAAAGACUCUAAGGUCUGAGAGGCUCUAAUAUGGCCAGGUAAACUGUUCCACAGUCUAGGGGCAACCGCUGAAAAGGCCCUGUCACCUCUCGACUUGAGUCUGGUUUUCUCUAGACUUGAGUCUGUUCAGCAGUAACUGGUCAGAGGACCUUAAGGCUCUGGCUGGGGAGUGGUGAUACAGGAGCUUGGACAGGUAAGGAGGGACAAGACCAUUGAGGGCUUUAAAAACGAUUAAAAGAAUUUUAAAAUCAACGCGGAAACAGACUGGGAGCUUAUGAAGGGUCACUAAAAUAGGUGUUACGUGGUCGUGCUCUUUCUUGCCAGAGAGGAGUCGAGCAGCAGCGGAGGAAAGACAUUAGGAAUGCAAACAGGGCACAAAUGAGAUGGACCUGACAUAUUAGGCUUGCAAGACAUCAUGUGCUACAUGAAAAUAAAAUACAGCAUAAGUAAGAGAAACAUAAAGGAAAGACAAAUGCUAAAUUAGCUUAACAGUUAAAAAAAAUGUACAAAUCACAAUAUAUUGUAUCGCAAUACUCACUUUAUUGCAAAAUGUGAAAAACCACAAUAAUAUUGUAUCGUAGCCCAAGCAUUGUGAUAAUACCGUGUCAUGGGGCCACAAGUGAUUCCCACUCCGAGUUUGUAUAAUGGUUUUAUGUUCAUCUUUAUCAGAUUUUCUGUCUUGUAGACUGACUGUUGUCUGUCUGUUUCUUUUAGAUCGAGGAGAUGAAGCAGUUACGUUGUAAAAACAGGUUGCUGCAGAUCGACAUUGACUGCCUCACCAAGGAGAUCGAUCUCAUCCAGACCCGAGGUAGGACUGUCUGAUAUUCAAUACAGUCUGUUAUCACAGUUCUCUGUGCUGGCUGAUAUUGUGAAACACAGUUUAUAUCCAUGCAAGUCUGGGGGUCAGAUCUGAUACAGGGUUAAUCCAGCUCACAUCCUGUCAGUCGGCUGCUGACAUUGUGCCGUUAACAAUCACUCCUUCCUGAAUGACAUCCUGCUGCUGGUUAAUAACAGGCUUUUAUGGCCCUCCUGGCAGCUUGUUGUGUUCAAAGGAUUCUCAGAUGGCCAGUUCACUUAGUGUGCCUCAAACUGCAGGCAUGUACAGGUUUUAACUAAGAGUAAAACCUGUAGAUAAACUGUUCAUAAUGAGCUCAGUUCAGGCUUCAUAUUUAAAUACAGUGUCAGGGGGGCGGGAGUGCCCCCAACAGAUUUCCUCUGUUUUUUUUUUUGCACACUUAGAUGUUUCAGAUCAUCAAACAGAUCUGAAUAUUAGACAGAUAUAUACAAAAUUCCAUUUUCUAAGGAUACAAUACAAAAACUAUUGAUCCUCAAGGAAAAUAUAUGUUUGUCUGGAAUCUCAUCUCAUCUACUAUUUAUAAGUCAAAGUAAAAAAGGAUGUGAGAUGAAGAAUAGACAAAUGAAUUAUGAUUACUUGGCUUGUUUGUAAGUAUGUCCACAAUAAACGUUAUACAAUAUGUAUAUAUACAUAUAUAUUCAGGUCAACCCAGGAUGGGGGUUUAGGUCUUCUAAUAUUUAAAGAUCACUAUUGGGCUGCCAAUGCCAGGGCAAUGGCAUUCUGGCAAUGGGAAUCUCCAGACCAUGCAUCACUAAACUCUGCCCCCCUGUGGUUAAAAUGAGAACUUUCAUCCCUGAUACAACCAUGUACUCUAUGUCAUCAUCCUCCUUACUCUGUCCCAACCUUUCACCAGUCAAAGUCCUGUUGUCUGAACCAAAUUAAGAAAAAGUCAUCUCAAGACACACACCAGUCUGCCAUAACCAGAACCAUGGACAAUAACUUUGCUUUGUGGUGUGAGAAACGAUCAAAGUGUGUAGGAGGUUUCUAUUUGGACAACAUGUCUGCAUCCUUUGUGCAACUUAGUUUAGAGUACAAUCGACCUCAUUCACAUUUAUUUUACUAUGUGCAACUUCUGCAACUGGUGAAAGAAAACACACCUAACUUUGAGUCAACCUGUGAGAGACACCCUCUGAUGGAAUUUUUCUCUCUUUCACCAGAGAGUUAGAAGAAAACUUAUCACUAAAUUUGUGAAAUAUUUCUUUGAGGAUUCAGCUAAUUGUGAUAAGAAGUUGUAGGAAAGAGAUUAAUGCUGUGUUGUCUGAUAAAAGAUGGAGGACGGCACUGUCCUGUAUUCAUAGUUUUUCAGUCAAUUGUAGACACAGGUUAAUUCAGUUCUAUUAGGUCAUAAAUGUCAUUCAAAAGGUGGUACUUUACUGCGUUUAUUGUGGGAUUGUCCAUUAUUUUAUCAGUUCUGGAUGAGAAGUUUUUCUUUUUCUCUGGGAUGUAUCAGAGGUUUCUCUCACUCUCCUGACAGAAACUUGUCUCUCUUUGGAGCUUCAGAGGACACUCUCCUGCUCCCUUAACACAGCCAAACAGCUCUUUUCAUGGGCAUGGUUGUAGAAAAGAAGAUUUUGAAAGAAUAGGAAGAAUCAUGGGGUCCCUUCUUGAAGCAUUUGUUUCCUGUCUUUAUUUUUUUAUUUUAUUUAUCCACGGGAUUUGGGGGUUGUGGGCUUUUUCUGUUGUUUUUUAUUGUGUCAUUAUAAAAAAGGUUAAUGAAAACAUUUUAAUACUGAAAAAAAAAAGAUCAGUGCUGCUUAAAAACCAACAGUAGCAGAUUGAAUUGUUCCUAAUGUCAUCAGCCAUGAACUAUGAGAUAGAAGUCUUUAAUUCUUCAAUUUCCACAAGCAACAUUUUGUCAAUUUGUAUGUUACAGGCUUGAAAUAAAGCUGUCAAUAAAUCUUAAAUCAACCCUUUUCUGAAGUCUAACUGGUAUAAAGCUUGUGCUUUACUGGUGCGGUCAGAUUUGCUGUGAGAUUUUUUUAGUGUGUUAUAUUUAAAAAGUGAAUCAUUGUAAUGUCUGUCAUUUACAGGACCACACUUUAAUCCCAGCGCCAUUCAUAAUUUUUAUGACAACAUUGGAUUCCUUGGUCCUGUCCCUCCCAAACCCAAAGGUAUUUUAUCCGUAAUCAAGUUUGAAAGAUCUAACCUGCAAUAUUUCUAAACCUGUUCAAACUCCCAGACUAACCUGCCUGCAGCUUUUAUAGACCAGUUCAUAACUCACACUAACAUGUACUGUCCUUAUGAACAGGUGGUCACCUGCCUACAGUGUGGGAGUAUAUAUAAACCAUUUAAUAUCUGAUAGACAGACUAACCUCACUACAGGCUUUCAAACUUGUAAAUGACUUUCAGACUACAUCCCUGAAAAGCUCUUCAUGAUUCAAAUGCCAACCUGUCCACAGCUUUCAUAUACCUGUUAACACAUUACAAAUUGACGCCCCUACAGCAUCCAGAAACCUGUCAGUGACUUAGAAACUAUCCUGCUUUCAACUUCUUUAUAACCUGUUUAUAACUCACAGACGAACCUGUCCUACAGACUUUAUAAACCUGUUCAGAACUCACAGACUAAUCUGCUAACAGCCUUCAAAUUACUUCCACAAUUUUGAAAGGGCCACAGGGGCUCGUGCCGGGGUGUGUACAUUAAGAUGAGACUCUUCAGAGAUUUCAAAUAAUCAUUACUCGUAGCAUUAUGAUAUUAUAUACAAGGGGGACACCUACAACAAACCGGAACGGCUACUAAAAGGCCGUAUUCACUGAUCGUAGCUGAUCGUAACCAUUCAAGUUAAUGUGUCAAUUUCCACCGGAUUCUUUCCGUUCAGCUGCAGAUCACCGGACUCAACAGCUGAUUCCAAGGUUUUGUUUUGUUUUUUCGGGACGCCGGAGCAUGCCAGAUAAAUUCAGCACAGAUUAACCUGUGCUGGAAAGGAAGUUGAGCACAGACACAAAAUAAGACAUCCGGCUUCUUUUCAAAAUAAAACACUACGUGUUUCAGGCAGAUCAUAUUCCACACCAUGCAAAGGAUCGGGACCAACAAGUUUUUUGACAGCAUUUCACCCUGUUUACACCAUGGAUGAGGAGAUGCAGAUUCUAAAAGUCUAGAAGUAGAUUUCCUCCUCUGGAAGGACACAAUCUACUGCAUAUAUAGUUAUGUGGCCAUAGAGACAACUCGUUACUGCACGUUAAUCCGCGGAUUCCUGUGAGUUCUCACGAUUCCCGCUGUCCGUAAUCCACCACAAAAUUCGCCUCACAAACAGAUCUGGUAGGAAUUGGCUGACGGCGAAAAUCGCAUCUGGAUUGGAGCCGUUCAGGAUGCGGUGGAAAUUCAGGGUUACUGUCCUGCUGUUUAAUCCCACACUCAUCAUUUGUAAAAUUUAUUGUCUCCUAUUGUCUCCUUAUUUUCCAUUCUCUGCUCUUCGUGCUCCGUUUACUCAUCCAUCCCUCCACUUUCUUUAUGUUAUCCUUCUAUCCCUUGAUUUCUCUCUCUCCCUCCUUUUAUUCUAUCCCUCUAUCUGUUUAUUUCAUCAUCCAUCACUCUGCAUUCAGACAGAUGUUAUGAAACUGUUUCUGGGUUCUUCUGUCAGUUUGUUAAACCCGUCUUACCUCAUGUUGAGUCUGCAGGAGGGUGGACUUCAACUUCAUGUAAGAAUGAUUUGCACAUAUUCCCCACAGUGACCUCUUUUCUCCCCCCUUCCACAGAUGUGGGCAGUAAGGUAGUGAAGCCUGGCGCUGCUGACCUUGAAGAGGAUGAGGGGACGCAGUGGAGCUGCACGGCGUGCACCUUCCUCAACCAUCCAGCCCUGAACCGUUGUGAACAGUGCGAGUUCCCGCGGCACUUCUGACCAACCAGGCUGCAGGGCUCUGCUCCCUCCCUGCCCUCCACAUCCUAUCAGAGAGCUUCCUCUCUGCUUUUCACUCUGGUGUCUGAACUGAAAGAGGGGAGUGGUCUUCUCACAUCCUACUUCCUGUUUCCUGUCUUUUCUUCUCCACCUCUCUGGGCUGUAGAUGGCAUCCACUGAAGGCUCGGCAGUUGAUACCUCACCUCAGAGUGGCAGAGGCGUGGGGUCACCUUCCUCUUUGUGUUUGCUGGACGAGUGACCUUUGACCCCGGUGAUACCUCACUGUUCCCGCUGCAGUAUUACAAGUGUGGCCUCGCAGUGUGACAGCACACAUGCACACGCAUACACACAUACACACAUACACACAUACACACACAUACACACACACACACACACACACAGGUGCUGCUGUACCUGUGGCUGGUCUGAUGUUGAUGUUUUUCUUCUGGUGUGGCAGCGUGGUGUUGGAUUCAGGAAGAGUGCCAGGCCACCACUCUGCGUCUGAUGGGAACUCUCAGACUGGCAUGGACUCUGUUUGUUUGCUGUUUCACAAAACACCAACGAGAAGAAGCGGUGUUUCUCCUCCCCCUUCCUGAACGCAGGUUCAUGAAUCAAGUUGCAUGCUUUGUGUCUAGAACAUGGGGGUGGAGCUUAACCUGUACAUAAUGUUAGUAUGAGCCCUGAAGCCUUUCCUCACUCUAUGAAUCACCUGUAUUUCUGUAAGUAUAGCUUCAUAGAUUGUAUUCACCUCUGUCUUUAGUUUUUCUGUGUAAACCACACAGUUCCCUCAUCCUUUCUGAGCUCUUUACUCCAUGACAAUGAGAGUCUGAGCGGAGCACCAGAUAGGGAAAGGUCCUCAAAUCAAGCUACUGCAUGGUGCUUUAAGGCAUGGUGCAUUCAAGGAAAUGUGCUGUCGUGGCACAAUGCACUGAAGGCACGGUGCAUUUAAGUCACGGUGCGUUCAAGCCAUGGUGAGUUCAUGGCACUGUACGUUCAUGACACGCGUGCUCAUGGAAUGGUGCUUUACGGCACACCGCAUUCAAGGCAUCAUGAUUUUUAGGCACAGUGCGCUGAAGCCUCUGUGCAUUCAAGCCCACGGUGCGUUCAUGGCAUAGCGUGCUUGUAACAUGGUGCUUUAAGGCACAGUCCAUUUAACACCAUAAUUUGACGGCACGGUGAGCUCAAGGCGCAGUAUAUUCAAGCCACGGUGCAUUCAAGCCACUGGGAGCUUCAUGGCACGAUGCAUUUAUGGCACGGUCUAUUCAAGGCACGGCGGCUCAAAGCACAGUGCGUUUAGGGCACAAUGCACUCAGGGGAUGGUGCAUUCAAGGCACAGUGAAUUCAUGGCACUCUGCAUUUAAGGCAUGCUGCGUACAAGGCUUCAGGAACGCUGUUUUUGUGUACAACCUGCAGAGUCAGCAAGGAAACGAGUGAGGGGAAAAGGUGUGUCAGGACACCACAGGAACAGUUGAUAAAGAGAAAUCACAGACUGCCAUGUUUUCUGACAACUGGAAUGUAGGUUUGAUGUUUGAGGACACUCCCUCUUGGAGACAAUCACUAUGAUUCUGCAAAUCACUCGCGCUGAUUCCUAACGUGAGGUACCAAAGAUGAAACGUAUACAUGCUCUAAACUGUUACAGCACUAUAAACAGAUAAAAAAAAAACAGGUUACAGCCAAUCAAAGCACGGCCUGUCUGUUCUCCUGGUGUUUUUGGAUUUGGCUGGAGGUUCAUUGUCCCCAGCUUUACUCUGUAAUGGUGUUUCUAACGUUUACUUCUCUUUCUUAACUGUGGACAAGUUCCUAUCUUUUUUUUCCACAUUGUGAAACACUGCCAUGCAUCAGUGCCUUAAACUAAGACUGAAUUUGUAUUGAUGACCUCCUCUGUCACAUCCAAGUGCCAUUUUAAAGCCAAAUUUAACUGUAGUUUAAACUUAUUUUAAAAUCUAUGAUAUUGUCUCUUAAGCACUUAUGCCAAACUUUUUCCUUUUUUCAAACCCAAAGAUAAGUUUUCUUUCUUUUUUCAGUUUGAUCUGCACCUUGGUGUGAAGAGGCAGUUUAUUCAUGUUUUGUUAAAGGAAAAAAAAUGGAUCUUAAAGUGUUUUUUUUUUUUUUUUUUUUUUUUGAUUUUAGCUGGGAAAACUGUCUUUGUAACAGAUAAAUUAUUUGUAAAAAUAAUUAAAAAAAAUAUUCAGAGUUGGCUUAUUUCUUUGAUUCUUUCGAAAGUCAAUGUGUGCACUGAUUAUGUUUUCUCCCCAAACAGCA